AACGCGAGCUGCUGUCUUCAAUUUCCGUAUUGGGGCUACAAGAAAUAAGAAUUACUCGUUCGGAGAUUCGAGUCCAAAGGCCCAGAAAAGCUCAAUUCCUCGACUCUUCCUCCUCCACCCCUCUAUCCUUUCGAAGGCGGUAAAAUAAACCGCGUCAUCGUUCCCGGGAAAAGCAGGAAAACCCCUCAAAGGAAGAAGGAGAAAAGGGGAGAAGUGGGGUGGGGUUUGGCUCUCUUCUCGUUUCGUGAGGCUCGCCUUUCAAAAACUUAAGACAUUCUCAUUUUCUCUUCAUUCCGGGAACCUUGGAUACACUGGAAAGCCAAGAAAGAUAAGAAAUGAGUACCAUGGAUCCUGCUGGGGAUGGUGGAGGGGGAGGGGAUUCAGGUGUUGACAAAAAUAUAACUGUUGGUAUGCCUUUAACUCAUCACCAACACCCGCCACCUUCACCCUUGAGCGGUUGCUAUCUCCUCGUGGUGCUUCCAGAGCCUCACACCGGACAACAUAAGGAUCUCAUCUUGAGUCGUCUUGCAAAAGGAUUCCUAUCGUGGGAUAAGGAUAGUUGCCACGUUGACCUUGAAAAAGAACUGCUAGCCCUGAUAGCACAGGCACCAGAAGGAGAAGAAGCCAGAAAUGGAGAACGUCUCAUUCAAUAUGCAACGGAGAAUCUGGUGACGGAAGUUCUGAUACACCCCCAAACAAAUACAUUGUUACAAUGCAUACGCAAUCUUCUCGCGAGUUUCACGAAGCACCGGCACAUCAUUCACGCUGGCUAUACAUACGGUGGCAAUGGUUCCUGGAUACUGCAGGAUGGAACCUUUAGUUACGCAGAUUUUGUGGAUGUAUUCAGCGAACAUGAAGUGCAAAGAGUGCUUCAUGCUUACGAGAAUAGCGUUACUGUAGAUAUUCAUUGUGCGGGAGUAAGUGAAUGGUCGACGCCGCGAUUAUGCAAGGAACCUUGCACCAGGUCCUGUCAAGUCAAAGUGAAUCCUGAUGACGUUCUCACGGCAGGAGUUCCGGCCAUUACUAAUUUUACACAUUAUAUAGAGCAGUACCUUGUACCCCAAACGCUAGAGCAACUGAUGGAACCUUCUGAUGUCGUUGGAAAUAUCCGCUUUAGUCAUCCAACUCUUUACGUCUUCCCGGGUGGACAGGGAGAUGCGGCUCUCUUUGGAAUAAAUGGUUUCAAUAUGCUUGUCGAUGGAGGGUUUGCUAGGAAAGCUUGCUUCUGGGAUUUUGCCAGGCAUUUGGAUCGACUGGACGCCGUUCUGGUAACAAGGAUAAACAACAGCAAUAUAGGUGGCAUGUCCAGUGUGCUGCGAAAAAAGAAAGAGAUGCACGUUUAUCCGCAGAUUGGACAUUUCUUCUGUAACCUAGUCGAAAGAAGACACUCAAAUUCACCAGACGGCGACAAGGAUAUCGAUCCUUUGAUCCUGGACUUGAUUGAUAUGGGUCAAGAAAUGAUGGUGAAUCUUCGUCACAUAAGCCUUCGAGCUCAUCAUUGUUACCGAGACCCAGAUCCAAUUAAUCUCUACCAUAAAGUCGGUCAUGGGACCCUCGAUAUGUUCGUCCUCAGCCCCAGUAAGGAUAGUAAGGAAGUCCGCGAAUUUCUAGCAAAAUGGCACGCUUCGGACUCGAAGGUUUUUUCUGGUUCUCAUAAAAAAGAUUCGAACAAUCUUGUAUUUCCCAUACAAAAUGUCGUAUCAAUCUGUGCACUCUUGGUAUGGCAACCUGCCAAUCCUGAGGGUACAAUAACAAGGAUUUUAUUCCCUGGAAGUACCCCUCAGCAUAAAAUUUUCGAAGGUCUGGAUCGUCUUAAGCAUUUGGAGUUCCUAAAAUAUCCAACUUGUUCAUCCAAAAGUCUCUCGCCAUCGCCUUCCCUCGUGGCUUUGAAGGAUAAACCAAUAAAGAAAAUGGGUUUAAUCGAGAGGGAAGCGAAAAAAACAGAAUUGAAGAAGGAGAAGAAAGAAACUCCCGAAAUAAAGGCUGUGAAAGGAAGUGAUGAAUCACCUCCCAAGUCAGUCUCCCAGGCAAUUACGGGUGGAAAGACGGCGAAGGUCGAAAUGAAGACUAGAAAAGUUGCGGAAAAUAAAAAGAUUGAAUCUGAGGCUAAGGAAAGCAAGAAGAUCGAGGAUAUAAAGGAAAUAAAAAAGAAGGAAAGUGCAAGAAUUGAAAAAGCAGAGAAGCAAGAUGGUGAGAUGAAAAAGACUGAUGGUAUUAAAGCGGAAACUGAAAAGACUGCUGUUAGUAAGGAACACAAAGCGAAGCCAGAGCCAAAGAAGAGGGAAACUAGAGAUACAAAAACGGCCGUUAAAACUAGCAAACCGGAAGCCCCCUCCAAACCGAGUCCAAAACCAAUCGAGAAGAGGGUAUUGAAGCCCUCAGUGGAUAAGAAGGAUAUUAAGUCUUCUCCAACUACUCCAAAGAAAACUUUGAAUGGAACUGCCGGCAAAUCCGAGAUGUCAAAGCCUGUACCAAAAGUUCCAACAAAACCGGCUACUAGAGCACCAUAUUCUGCUCCAGCAAAGAGUGCCAAAGACGCCAACAAUAGAAAAGUUGUUGAACAAAAGAAUAUAGAGAUGUCUUCAAUGGCUAAAACUGCUGCCCUUACAGCUGCGUCUAAAGCUGCAAAACCAAAGCCAGCUGAACGCAAACCAAUUAGUCGUCGAACAAAGCCAGUUAGUCCGAGCAAAUCUAGAGUUCCUAGCAGUCCAGCAAAGUCGACUAGAAGCACUCCGACUACUUCAGUCAAAUCGGAUAAGGAUGGGGUGAUUAGGAAAGUCAAAGGUGACAAAGGCACAACUGAUUCCUCAACAGUAUCAACUCCUUCUGGAAUAGAACCUGAUUCAGUUGUACGACUAGCAGAAAAGAAUCUUACUGAAAAGUCCGAGGACAUGUCUCUUGAUUCUAUUGAAAGCAAGGUGUUGGCAGACCUUAAAGAAGAAAGGGAGGUUGUAGAAGAAAUUGAAGCAGUUCUUCAAAAGGCAGAGAGAAUAGAAGAAGCGAGAAAGGAGGAACGCUUUGAAGGAGAUGAUGAGAUUACUGCUGAAGCUACAGAUAAAAAGGAGGAAGACAUGACCGAAGAAGAUGUAACAGCUGAGAUAGAAGAUGCUCCGAAAAAAGAGAGUUCCAGGAAAGCAAGCCAGGAGUUGACCGAGGAGGAUGAGUACUUGAUCGUCGAAAAGGAAGAGAUCUAUACUGAAGAUUCUGUUCUGAGUGGGGAAGGAGAGCAAAAGCACUUCCUCGAUGAAGUUGAGUCGGAGAAACCUAAAAUAGUGAUGGAUCAGGAAUUUCCAAAGGAAGAAGAAGCUGAAGAAAAGAAGGAUGAAGUUCCAGAAAAAAAAUUAGAGUUUGCAGAAGCAUCUGGUAUUAACGUACAAGAAAGAAGAGUAUCUGAAUUGUUGUCUCCAGAAAACAAAGAAAAGUUAAAGGAGGAGAUGAAGGAAAUAAUAGCCACUGCCACUGAAGCUGUUCAGAAAACUGACGAGAAAGAAGAUUCCGGAAAAAAGGACAGUGAAGAUAUAAUCAAGGAACCUUGUAGUUUGAGUCCUGAUAAAGUUGAUUCUUCCGAAAAGAAAACUACAGAGACUGAACAGAAGACAGAAGUUGAUCAGAAAGAACCAGUUCCUGAGAAGAUGGAAGAGUCUCAAGAGAGAAUAUCGACUCUAGAAUCAGGUGCAACAACAACUGCACCGACUUUGCCUGAAGACGAAAGAAUUACUUUAGAUGAAAUUAAAGAAGUCAUUGAUGAGAAACAUGUGGCUGAAGAAGUUAAGGAAAACGCUGUAUCACCAGUAAUCAAAGAAGUAAUUCCAGAAGAAAUACCAGCACCUGUAAUUCGUCAGUCAAUUCCAGCUCAUCACAGAGAUUCUGUGAAGACUCCUGAUGAGGUUGCUGAUCUUCCAGUACACGAAGAAGUUGAUCCUAAACUUUAUAGGAUGGAGGACUUCGGCAAAGAUAAGGAUGAAAAGGCUCAGUCGCCCCAAGAAACAAAAGAACCUCCGACGCCACCAGUGAAAGAACAAAAGGGAAUGUUUAGUUUCUUCGGUAAAGUAGCUGAUAAAUUUGAGAAAGGAUAUGAUAAAUUAACUAAGAAGAAAAGAGAUUCUGAUAAAGACACUGAUGAUAAGUCAUCAUCAAAAUCUGGUUCGCCAAAGGAUCCUAAACCAAAAGAACCAGCUUUUGAAGACGUAGAUAUGGAGAAAGUCUUCCAGAAAGUAAGCAAAGUUGGUGAUAAGCCUGAUACUUUUGAACAAGUGGAGCCUAAAUUAUAUGAUGUGAAGGUUGCAACUAUAAAAGAAACUGCGACGUUCUUACAGGAAGAAAUAAAGGAUGUAGGAAUAACUUGUACACUGGAUUCAGAGUCAAAGAUAGAAUGCAUGACUUUCGAUGUUGUGGAAGCAGAAAAAAUUAUAGAACAACCCAAACUUGAUGAAAAGCCAUCAAUGCCUAAAGAUUUUGAGGACCUGAAAGACGAAACUUUAACAGAAGGCGGAAAGAAAGAAGUUGAUAUUAAAGAAGCAGCAACUGAUGAAGAUAUCGAAGCCCUGAUUCAAGAGUCUUCUAAGAAAUCUAAAUCAGGGAAGGAUAGUUUGCGUGACUCUCUGGAGUCCCUUGAAGAAAAAGGGCCAAGGGAACACCAAAUUAAUUUGGCUGAUUUACCUCCACCAACUGAUAUUAUCGCAGACACUCUAACUGGCGUUGCUGAAAGAUUAGGGGAAAUAAAACCACCAGUCGACACAGUUUCUGCUGUUUCAAAAGAGCCUGAAAAGAGCCUUACUGCUCCUCAGAGUAAAGAACUGGAAUCUGCAGAAGAUAAAGAAGAGGAUGAUUUAGGGUAUAUUCCAGACUUGAAAGAAGCUGUUCGGGAUAUCGGUGAAGUUCUAGCAGGAACUGCUGGAAUUGAACUUGAAGAAAAGCCUAAAGAUGUGAUUGAAAUUGUGAAAAAAGUAGCAGAAGUACUGAAGGAAGAUGAUUUUUUGUCCGAGAAAGCUCUAUUUGAGAUCGCUGAGAAAAAAGAAAGGCCGACAGUUUUAGAUACUCGACCAUCUACAGGUGAUGACAAGAAGUCUGAAGUUGAUGACAAGGUUGGAAAAUCAAGCUUCGGAGACAUCAUUCCAAAAAAAGUAGGUGUUACAGAACAACUGCCUUCUCAAGAAGAAGUCGAGGAGAUGAUCGAGGGCGAGAUUUUUAAACCUUUGCCAGAAUAUCAAAGAGCCAUUGGGAUCGUCGUUCAAGAACAGCCUUGUAUAGAGGUUGUUAAGGACACCCAAGUUUCUUCACCUGCAAAUGAAGUAUCUGAACGUGAAAGAAUUUUAGAAAUUGGCGCAGAUCUUCUACGAGAUAUUAACAUUUGUGAACAAACAGGUAUCUGUGAUGAUAGUAAAGUAGAUGUACUGGAAGCUGGAUUGGAACCAGUGUGUACAAAAAUGAUAAUUCAUCCAAGAGCUGACGAGGCUGAUGACACGAAUGAAGAAAUUGAAUCUUCGGAUAUAGGAUUUGAGCAAAAAUUAUCUCCAGCGAAGCCGGAGCUGGUUGUGGUUACGCCAGGAUCCACACCUACUUCGCCUAAGUUCGCAGCAGAUAAAAUAUCCGAACAUGAUGUGCAAGUAGCUUCACGACUUGCUGAUCAAUUACCAGCAGAUAUUAGGCAUGUGCUUGAAAAAGGUGGCAAUGUAGAGGAUAUUAUUGAAGAAAUUCUUAUGUCCAAAAAGCAAAAGAUUACAACGGAAAUUAUAGAGUAUAUUAUAAUCAUAAAACGCAUUUCCAGAGAAAGAGUAAUUGAGAUAAUUGAAACUAUUAUUUUAAAGAGAGGAAUUUCUCGUGAAAGUGCGAUGGAAGGGGAACAUAUUACUAAAACUGAGGUGGUCAUCAGUCCCCAAAAGAGAAACGAUGUUCAAGAUUAUAUUGAGAAAGAGUAUGUCAAUAGAGGAAGAAGGAUCACUACAUUGAUUAUCGAAGAGAUUACAUUGUUAAAAAUAAUUCCUGAAGAUGUUUUAAUGGAAAUAAUUGGAGAUAUCAUAAUCAAAAGAAAUAUUACAAGGGAUUCGGUGCUGGAUAUAAUCGAUGAUAAAACUCAAAAGAUCAGCGUAGAUGUGCAAGGGGAUAUUAAGACAGAAGCACCAGCAGUAUCUGGUGGAACAGUGGAUGAACAAAAACAAAUACCAAUGACGAAAGUCACAGAGAAAAAAGAGAUUUCCGUAGCUGAAAGUACAGUUAACUUGGAAGAAGAUCUUAUUGAAGGGUUUGUUAAUAUUCCAUCGACAAGUGAUGUCGCAGCUUUUAUAAGUGAAGAGAGGCGAACAACUUAUGAUGAAUUAGAAUUUGAGGCAAGAGCUACAUCUUCAGGGAAGACUCUUCCAGGAAAAGUUGACUUCGAAGCUAUUGAAGAGGAAUACAAAGUUUGUGGCUUAACGCAGUCAACCGAUGUCUCCAGAAAAUUAAUUGAAACUGAAAAGGGUAUUGAAGAUACGAGUGAGGUGAUUGAAGCUGAUGAGAAAUUCGUCAAAGAAACAAAAGGAAAGUUUGGGAAAGAAAAUGAGUCUGUAUUAGAUGAGAUCAAGGAUAAGGAAGAGGAAAUGGAUUCGCGGGUACGGGAUUCUGAAAUAUUUGAAACUUCCGAAGUCAUUGAUGCUACGGAGAAGUAUUUAGAUGAAGCUAAGGAAAAGGUUGAGGCUACAGUAAAGGAAACCGAUGAAAAGAAGAGUCCAAAGUUUGAGAAAGCGUUAACAGAAACUAAAGUAGCCAGCACAACUGUUCAACUGAUUGAAGAGAGAAAAAAAAGCAUUUCUGAUAAAGUUUCAGGUGAAGUGUUAUCAGAAGCAUUACAAGAGAAGAUUGAUGAUCAGGAAGUACAAGAUAUUACGGUUCGUAAAAUGCUAGUAACUGCCAGUAGUGAAGAUGGUGGUCACGAAACAGAAAUCUGCGCAGCAGGGACAAUUACUUUUACAAAGUCAGUGUCUCCAGAUUCUUUAAAAGAAUCUUCUUUGAAAUCUACACCAGACAAAGAUUCUUUGGCAAUGGAUAAGGAUUCUUUACACUCCGAUGAAAAAUCACGAGAAAUGGAUAGCAUUUCUGACAAAUCAGGUUCAGAAGCCAAAGAAAAAGUUUCGCCAGUCGAUAGUUUGGAUAAGUCACCAGUUGGUACUCGGAAAUCUCAAGACCUAGAAGAUAGUUUGGAAAAGAAAGCGGAAGUAUCUGAUGAGAAAUCAACAUUUGAGACUGCAUCAGAAAAUACAUUAGUAUCCCUUCUUGAAGAAUCACCUGAGAAACAAGAAAAAGCAAACAAAGUGAUGGAACUCGGAGAGUUAAAGUCACCAGGAUUAGGACUUUCAAGCGUAAUAUCGCUUACUGAAAGUGUUUUCGCUAAAAGCUCUACUGAACAGGCCGACAUUUCUGCGAAAACAUCCGUUUUAGAAAAACCAGUGGAAAUGCAAAUUAAAUCAUUUGAAGAAAUUUCGAAACCUACCUGUCCAGCAGAGAAGCUCACUGAUAUAUCGUCAAGUACAAUUAGUGAAAAAAAUGUGGCUCAAACAUCUACAAUUCAUGAUGAAAUUGCAGAAUUACAGGAUAAAGUGGAUGCAUCAAAAGCAUCGAGUGUAGUCAGUGAGAAGCUAGAAGAAAAAGAUUUCCCCCAAUUAACUGGAGAUAAAGUAGAGGAAAAGGAAUCUUCCAAAAAAAUGGUUUCUAAAUGCCAGUCCUCAAGCAUAGUCAGUGAGAAGGAAGCUUCAUCAUCUCUUCAAAAAUUGGAUGAUAUUAUUACUAUAGAACCGAAUCUUGCUGCAGAAGAGAUCGAUCAAUCAAUUUCAAUGUCCAUUGUCAGUACAAUGUCAGAAGAAAAAGAAACAAAGUCCAGAACUGCGAGUAUAUCAGAAGGAAAGCCUGACGAUAAAUCAACAACUGAGCAACCUGUUGAAAAAUCUCGUUCUGCUAGCAUUGUCAGUGCUAAAGAAAAUGAGAAGUUACUCGAAAAAUCUCAAUCGACAAGAAUUGUUAGUGAAAAAGCAGAUGAAAAGGGAUCUCCAGAGGCUACUGUCAGAUCAAGAUCAACUAGUAUUUCCAGUGAUAAGGCAGAAGAAAAGUCACCUAGUGUCACUGGUGAUAAAGUUGACGAGAAAGAUUUUCUAGAAGAAGUUGUUACAAAAUCUAGAUCAUCAAGUAUUACUAGCGAAAAAACAGACCUGAAUAAAUAUGAUCUAUCAAUGUCUCCUGGUAUUACAAGUAGUAAACCUAGUGAAAAGGAUUUCAUUGACGAAGCUGCUGUCAGGUCCAGAGCUGGAAGUAUUGCUAGUGAGAAAGCAGAAGCAAAAAAAGAUCAGGAAAUAUCUGGGCAAUCAAAUUCUACGAGCAUUGCAGGCGAUAAGCCAGGGGAAAAAGAUUUAUUUGAAGAGAUUGUUGGUACUUCUAGAUCAUCAAGUAUUGCUGGUGAAAAAGUGGAUCUAAAAGAAGAUACAUUAAAGUCUCCUGGCGUUUCAGGUGAAAAGCUUGGCCAUAAAUAUUUCAUUGAUGAAACUACUAUCAGAUCCAGAUCUUCGAGUAUCGCAAGUGAGAAAGCACAUCCUGUGAAGGAUUCCCAUCAUGACAAGGAAUCAUCUAAGCAACUAAAAUCUCCUAGAAUUGCUGGUGAUAAGCCUGGUGAUAAAGAAUUGAUUAAUGAAGCUACGGCUAGAUCCAGAUCUUCGAGUAUCGCCAGUGAGAAAGCACAUGAAGUAAAGGAUUCCCUUCUUGAUGAGGAACUAUCUGACCAACUAAAAUCUCCUAGUAUUGCUGGUGAUAAGUUUGGUGAUCAAGAAUUGAUUGAUGAAGCUACAAAUAGAGCCAGAUCUACCAGUACCGUCAGUAAGAAAGCACCCGAAGUCAAGGAUUCCCAUCAUGAUAAGGAACCAUCUGAGCGAAUAAAAUCUCCUUGCAUUGCUGAUGAUAAGCCUGGUGAUAAGGAAUUGAUUGAUGAACCUACUAUUAGAUCCAGAUCUUCGAGUAUUAUCAGUGAGAAAGCACAGCCAUUAAAGGAUUCCCAUCUUGAUAAAAAACCAUCUGACCAAUUAAAAUCUCCUAGCAUUGGUGGAGAUAGACCUGUGAGAAAGCACAUCCAAUCCAGAUCUUCAAGUAUCGCCAGUGAGAAAGCACAUCCAGGGAAGGAUUCGCAUCUUGACAAAGAAUCAUCUGAUCAACUAAAUUCUCCUAGCAUUGCUGGUGAUAAGUCUGGUGAUAAAGAAUUGAUUGAUGAAGCUACUAUUAGAUCCAGAUCUUCGAGUAUCGCCAGUGAGAAAGCAUAUGAAGUAAAGGAUUCCCACCAUGAUAAGGAACCAUGUGACCGUAUAAAAUCUCCUUGCAUUGCAGCUGAUAAGCUCGUUGAUAAAGAAUUGAUCAAUGAAGCUACUAUUAGAUCCAGAUCUUCGAGUAUCGCCAGUGAGAAAGCACAUCCAGUAAAGGAUUCGCUUCAUGAUAAGGAACCAUCUGACCUACAAAAAUCUCCUAGCAUUGCUGGUGAUAAGCUCGGCGAUAAAGAAUUAAUUGAUGAAGAUACCAUUAGAUCCAGAUCUUCGAGUAUCGCUAGUGAGAAAGCACUUUCAGUAAAAGAUUCCCAUCAUGACAAGGAAUCAUCUGACCAACAAAAAUCUCCUAGCAUUGCUGGUGAUAAGUCUGGUGGUAAAGAAUUGAUUGAUGAACCUAAUAUUAGAUCCAGAUCUUCGAGUAUCGCCAGUGAGAAAGCACUUUCAGUAGAGGAGUCCCAUCAUGAAAAGGAAACAUCUGACCAAUUAAAAUCGCCUAGCAUUGCUGGUGAUAAAAAAUUGAUUGAUGAAGCUACAAUUAGAUCCAUAUCUUCGAGUAUAGCCAGUGAGAAAGCACAUCCAGUAAAGGAUUCCCAUCAUGACAAGGAAUCAUCUGAGCAACAAAAAUCUCCUAGCAUUGCUGGUGAUAAGCUCAGUGAUAAAGAAUUGAUUGAUAAAGCUACAAUUAGAUCCAGAUCUUCGAGUAUUGCCAGUGAGAAAGCACAUCCAGUAAAGGAUUCCCUUCAUGAUAAGGAACCAUCUGACCAACAAAAAUCUCCUAGCAUUGCUGGUGAUAAUUCUGGUGAUAAAGAAUUGAUUGAUGAACCUACUAUUGGAUCCAGAUCUUCGAGUAUCGCCAGUGAGAAAGCACAUCCAGUAAAAGAUUCCCUUCAUGAUAAGGAACCAUCUGACCAACAAAAAUUUCCCAGCAUUCCUGGUGAUAAGUCUAGUGAUAAAGAAUUGAUUGAUGAGGCUACGAUUAGAUCCAGAUCUUCGAGUAUUGCCAGUGAGAAAGCACGUUCAGUAGAUGAUUCCUAUCAUGACAAGGAAUUAUAUGAGCAACAUAAAUCUCCUAGCAUUGCUGGUGAUAAGCUCGGUGAUAAAGAAUUAAUUGAUGAAGCUACAAUUAGAUCCAGAUCUUCGAGUAUCUCCAAUGAGAAAGCACAUCUAGUAAAGGAUUCCCAUCAUGACAAGGAAUCAUCUGAGCAACAAAAAUCUCCUAGCAUUGCUGGUGAUAAGCUCGGUGAUAAAGAAUUGAUUGAUGAAGCUACAAUUAAAUCCAGAUCUUCGAGUAUUUCCAGUGAGAAAGCACAUCCAGUAAUGGAUUUCCACCAUGAUAAGGAACCAUCUCACCAACAAAAAUCUCCUAGCAUUGCUGGUGAUAAGCUCGGUGAUAAAGAAUUAAUUGAUGAUCCUACUAUUAGAUCCAGAUCUUCGAGUAUCGCCAAGGCAAAGGAUUCCCAUCAUGACAAGGAAUCAUCUGAGCAACAAAAAUCUCCUAGCAUUGCUGUUGAUAAGCUCGGUGAUAAAGAAUUGAUUGAUGAAGCUACAAUUAGAUCCAGAUCUUCGAGUAUUGCUAGUGAGAAAGCACAUCCAGUAAAGGAUUCGCUUCAUGAUAAGGAACCAUCUGACCCACAAAAAUCUCCUUGCAUUGCAGCUGAUAAGCUCGUUGAUAAAGAAUUGAUCAAUGAAGCUACUAUUAGAUCCAGAUCUUCGAGUAUCGCCAGUGAGAAAGCACAUCCAGUAAAGGAUUCCCUUCAUGAUGAGGAACUAUCUGACCAACAAAAAUCUCCUAGCAUUGCUGUUGAUAAGCUCGGUGAUAAAGAGUUGAUUGAUGAAGCUACAAUUAGAUCCAGAUCUUCGAGUAUUGCUAGUGAGAAAGCACAUCCAGCAAAGGAUUCGCUUCAUGAUAAGGAACCAUCUGACCUACAAAAAUCUCCUAGCAUUGCUGGUGAUAAUUGUGGUGAUAAUUCUAGUGAUAAAGAAUUGAUUGAUGAACCUACUAUUAGAUCCAGAUCUUCGAGUAUCGCCAGUGAGAAAGCACAUCCAGUAAAGGAUUCCCUUCAUGAUAAGGAACCAUCUGACCAACAAAAAUUUCCCAGCAUUGCUGGUGAUAAGUCUAGUGAUAAAGAAUUGAUUGAUGAGGCUACGAUUAGAUCCAGAUCUUCGAGUAUUGCCAGUGAGAAAGCACAUUCAGUAAAUGAUUCCCAUCAUGACAAGGAAUCAUAUGAGCAACAUAAAUCUCCUAGCAUUGCUGGUGAUAAGCUCAGUGAUAAAGAAUUAAUUGAUGAAGCUACAAUUAGAUCCAGAUCUUCGAGUAUCUCCAGUGAGAAAGCACAUCUAGUAAAGGAUUCCCAUCAUGACAAGGAAUCAUCUGAGCAACAAAAAUGUCCUAGCAUGGCUGGUGAUAAGCUCGGUGAUAAAGAAUUGAUUGAUGAAGCUACAAUUAGAUCCAGAUCUUCGAGUAUUGCUAGUGAGAAAGCACAUCCAGUAAAGGAUUCGCUUCAUGAUAAGGAACCAUCUGACCUACAAAAAUCUCCUAGCAUUGCUGGUGAUAAGCUCGGUGAUAAAGAAUUGAUUGAUGAAGCUACAAUUAGAUCCAGAUCUUCGAGUAUUGCCAGUGAGAAAGCACAUUCAGUAAAUGAUUCCUAUCAUGACAAGGAAUCAUAUGAGCAACAUAAAUCUCCUAGCAUUGCUGGUGAUAAGCUCAGUGAUAAAGAAUUAAUUGAUGAAGCUACAAUUAGAUCCAGAUCUUCGAGUAUCUCCAGUGAGAAAGCACAUCUAGUAAAGGAUUCCCAUCAUGACAAGGAAUCAUCUGAGCAACAAAAAUCUCCUAGCAUUGCUGGUGAUAAGCUAGGUGAUAAAGAAUUGAUUGGUGAAGCUACAAUUAGAUCCAGAUCUUCGAGUAUUUCCAGUGAGAAAGCACAUUCGGUAAUAGAUUUCCACCAUGAUAAGGAACCAUCUGAGCUAUUAAAAACUGGCAGCAUUGCUGGUGAUAAGCUUAGUGAUAAAGAAUUGAUUGAUGAAGCUACAAGUAGAUCCAGACCUUCGGACAUCACCAGUGAAAAAGCAUAUCCAGUUAAGGAUUCCUAUCAUGAUAAGCAACCUUCUGAUUAUUUAAAAUAUUCCGGUAUUGUUGGUGAAACGCCUGUUGACAAAGAAGUAAUUGAUGGAGCUAAUAUCAGAUCCAGAUCUUCGAGUAUCGCCAGUGAGAAAGCACAGCCAGCAAAGGAUUCUCGUCGCGAUCAGGAAUUAUCUGAUCAAGAAAAAUCUCCUAACAUUACGGGUGAUAAGUCUGGUAUUGCUAGUGAAAAAUCAGAGACCAAGAAACCUUCUGAUAUAAUAGAUAUGAAAGGGCGUGGUGACAAAGAUUUGAUUUAUGAAGCUACUGCCAGAUCUAGAUCUUCAAGUAUUUCAGGUGAAGAACCAGAUACUAAAGAACUUUAUGAUAAAGUCAAGUCAGCAGCUUUAACUGAUAAGUCUGAUGAAAAGGAAGCUUAUUUAAGACCCAAAUCUCAAAUCAUUCCCGGUGAUAAGUUUACCGAAAAAGAUUUAUUCGAGGAUGUAAUGUCGUCAAGUUUUGCUAGCGAGAAUCACGAUACUAAUAAAAUCAAACUAGCUACAGCAGACAUUAGUGAUAAGCUGAGCGAUAAGGGAUCAGUAGAUCGUUCCAGAUCACCCAAUGUCGAAGGCGAUAAGACUAGUGUUAAAGAUUUGGAAGAUGAAACUGACAAAUCGAAAUUGAUGGGUGUGGCUAGCGUAAAAGUAGAUGAAAAGGAUAUUUCUGAUCAAAUUAAAUCUGCAACAGCUGAAAAAACAGAUGAGAAAGAAGCAGCUAAUCGCUCAAAGUCUCCAAGUAUUGCUGGUGAUUUAGUAGAAGAAGCAAUUACGAAAUCUAGAACUUCUAGUAUUUCAAUUGUAAAGGCAGAAAUAAAAUCGACUGAUCCUUCAAAGUCUCCUACUAUCGCAGGCGAUGAGUUAAGUGAGAAAGGUUUUUUGGAUGAUGCAACUAUUAAAUCUAGAUCAUCUAGCAUCGUCAGUGAUAAACAAGUUAUAAAGAAAUCAGUUGAUCCAAUUCAAAUAAUAGCAACAGAUGUUCAACCUGAUAAAAAGGAACUUGCCGAUCGAUCAAAGUCACCUAGCAUUGUUGGUGAACAAGAUAUUGAAAUAGAUUUGGUUGAAGUUAGGAAGUCUAGAUCUUCGAGUAUCGUGAGCGAAAAUUUAACACCAGAACCAUUAGGAAAGCCAUCUUUUCUGGCAGAUCUUAAGCAUGAUGAUAAAUCAGAAAAAGACUAUGUUGAGCAUCUCAGAUCAGCUAGUCUGAUAAGCGAUAAGCUAGACGAGGAUUCCAUUGACCGAACCAAGUCACCGAGUACAAUUAGUGAAAAAUCCGAUGAGAAAGAUGGAUGUGAUAGGUCUAAGUCGUCUAGCAUUGAUGGAGAUAAGUUUGAUCAUGAAGGAGACCAAGCUUUUACACAAUCUUUAUCACCGAGUAUGAUUGUAGAAAAGCUUGAGCACGACCUGAGAAAAGAAGAAUUGAAAGUUCAAAACCAUGACAGGUCAAGAACAUCAAGUGUUAGCAGUACUAAAGCUGAAGAAAAAAUUAGUCUAAAGGAUUCUAAUAAAGAGGAAAUAAGAUCUAGGACUUCAAGUUUUGUUAGUGAAAACCCUGAUGAGAAGAUAUCCAGAUCUAGGACAUCUAGUAUUGUCAGCGAAAAAGGAGAUGGAAACGAAGUGCUAGAUAAGUCAAGAUCACCUGGCGUUUCAUAUGAAACUGAGAAAGUACAAAAGUUAGAUGCUUAUGAUCCCAAGUUAUCUAGGGCAGAGUCACCAAUCGAGGAUCGAACGCCUAAAGAUCGUUCGCGAUCACACAGUUUAUUUGAAGGAGGGGAGAAGACACCCUUGGGUCGAUCUAGAGCAGCAAGUGUGUUUGAAGAUAAACCAAGUGAAAAAAUUAAUCUUCUAGACCAAGUAAAGGGGGCUCUGGAAGCCCCUUCGAAAACAAACAUCUUGGAAGAAAAGGAUGAAAUGAAAUCUUCAUUGGAAAAACUGACAGAACCUAGAAAAGGAAGCUUGACAGUUAGCGAAAUGUCAGCGGAUGUUUCAGAGAAGGUUGCUUCUAGAAAGCAGAAUGAAGUAGAAAUGCAUUUAUUGAGACGAUUCAGUGAAGAGAAGUUGCAAAUAGUACCUGAUGUAAAAGACGUUCUGCAUCUUAAACCUGAGGAAAGAGAGGAAAUAGAGAGUUAUGUACUAAAUGAAUGUGUAGGCAAAAAGCAGAAAGUAAGUGCACAAAUGUUGGAUGAAAUGAGUGCAACUCGUUCGGUUUCAAGGUCAGUGAUAAUCUUUGCAAUUGAAGAGAUACUUUUAAAAUUGAACAUUCCUAGAGAUACUAUUAUUGGAUUUGGCCAGGAAGAACAAGAAAUUUCGCAUUCAGAAAGAGGAGAUAAGUCAGAGGAACUAUCGGCAGAGGAACUAUCGGCAGAGAAAUUAGCAAAUAUAGAAAAAUAUAUCUCUGAAGAGUAUAUUGAGAAGCAUAAGAAGUUGUCACUGGAAGCUGCGGAUGAAAUUGCGAAUAUAAAGUUAGUUUCGAGGAGCAUUAUUAUUGCGAUUGUCGAAGAGAUUAUUCUAGUAAAAAAUUUAACGAGACAAAACAUUCUCGAAAGUGAUAUUUUAGAGCUUGUAAAAUCUUCUUUUAAGGAAAUAGAUACUAUUACUGAAUCACAGCCAACUGAUACAAAAAGUUCCGGAUCAAAAGAUGCCAUUGUGUUGCCUGAUUCAAGGGAAUCUAGUUUAGCUAGUAUUAAGGAUCAAGAUUUUAUGACAAAUGAUAUUAAGAGGGAGAAUAUUGAGAGCAAAUCAAGCAUGGUUGAACAGGAUUUCAAAUCUCUGAAAUCUGUUUCUAAAAGUCCUAGUCCGAGUCCCGAACCAGGAACUUCGGUAUCUCGAGUAUCUUUCCAACAAAGUACGGAUCUAUUAGAAACGCAAAUACCUGAGGAAAUAUCGAUAUCAGAAGAAAAGCGUACAGAAGUAAAAACUCUUUUGUUAGAAGACUACAUAAGCAAGGGAAAGAAAAUUACGGAGACAUCCCUCCAAGAAGUCAUCAACAAAACAGGAGUGCCAAGAUACAUUAUUUUAGAAAUCAUAGACGAAUUCAUUUACAUUAAGAAAUUAUCAAGAGAAAAUGUAAUCGACAAGUUGUUAUUUUUGGAGGAAGAGCCCGAAGAUUCUUUUGAGCGGUCAUUAUUGUCCACUCCAGAUAUAAAGUCUUCUGGAUAUUCAACCCCAGAAAUUAAACACUUGGAUGAAAAAAUGGCCAAGUCGAUUCCUUAUGUUGCAGAUUAUGAAAGUCCAUUCCAUAAAGCAUUUGUUGGUGGCAUGACGGAAAUGCGAACGACGCAUAUAACGACCUUGUCUGGCAAAUCAACACCUGAUCUUGGUGGACGUGCUGAUACUCCUGAAUCCGAUGUGACUAGUACCACGGGUACUACUUCUCAAGAAGUUACUGAAAAGAAGCAGGAAAUUAAAGCCGCGGAUGAUCAAGAAAUCUCAAGUACAGGGAGAACUGUCGAUAAAGAUCUUGGACCUGAGUCUGAGGAAGACCUUUCUGCAGUAAAAACAACGGUUUUGAAGACAACCCACUUGGUAAGCCAUUUUGAUCAAGCUGAAAGCCUUGAUGAUUUACCAACAGAUGCGAAACGAGAGGUCAUCGUAUAUGAAGAAGAACCAGAGAUCCUCGAAACUGUAACAACCAAAACUACAACAACUGUUAUAAUCGAUGAAGGUUCUGGAGACAAAGGUACUACCUCUGAAAUUGGAAAACCAGAGCUUUACACAUACAUUAUAUCUCGCGAAGGACAAGCGGAAGUUACAGAGAGUUCUAAAUCUAAUUCGGAAUUUGUGACGAAGGUAAUAAGCAGAGAAAGUACUCCUGAAAUCACAAGUGAUGUCAAAAGAAUCGUGACAACUGUUACGACUGUUACUGACUCAAAUGGCAAAGUUACGACCAUGAAAGAUGUGACAGAAUCUAAUGAUGUCCUCGAAAGAGAAGAAUUACUUGAUAAGCUUAUUGACUCGUCACAAGCAGAAAAAUCAGGAAAAGUAUCAGAGAUAAAAACAGAGGUUUCAAAGUCAGAUAAGGUUAUGAAAGAAACAGCUACGACUUUAACUACGACUUCUGGUGUUUCCACACCUGAUGUAAAAUUUUUCUAUGAUUCUGGAAAGUCGACACCUGAUUCAAAAUUGGAAGAAAAAUUAGAAGUGCUUGAUAAAAUAUCUGCUGAACGGUUACAGCACUCACUCUCUCCUUUGAUAAAGGAUCUUGUGUCUGAUGACAAGAGUUUAUCUGGGAAAUCUUCUCCUGAUAUAUCCUUACCCAAAGAUAUAGCUUAUAGUGGAUCCACUGGAAAAUCUACACCUGACAUUCCUGUGUCUCCUUUGAAUAGGGACGGAGCACCUGCUCAUCAUUAUCCUUCAGGAAGAUCGACACCUGACCGGAGAUUGGAAGGUAGAUCGCGAACCAGUACUCCUGAAGGUUUCCGAUCAGGUGAAGUCUUGAGAACAAUCAUUACAACCACUAGAACUAUGUCUGAUGAUGGAGAUAUUAUCACCACUACUAAAGAGGUAACGGAGGCUACCAAUGAAAAGGGUGAAACCAUCGUCAUUACGGAAAAAACAGAUGUUAAGGUUGAUGACCAUGUACCUGUUAGUAUGGGAAGCACGAUUGAUGAUCCGAAAUCAGCUGAUCUUCAACGAGUCCCUAGUUCUGGUUCCGAUAUACUGAGUGAAAGAGACGCUGGACCAAUCAGUCCUCGGAGUGAUCUAAGUAGUGGACACAGUAGGGCAGCUACUCACAUUUGGGGUAGUAGUGAAGAAAGGCAUACCUAUUCUGAUGAUGAGCCUCCAAGUUCACCACUUUCAACUACCUCUCAUAUUGGCCACUCCCCUCGUAAUUUUGAACACGAAUCUAUGAUAAGCAGCUUCUAUGGUGAACUUCCAACUUCUGUUUCAAAAACUGAAACAGCUGUCCGAUUCAGUGAUCCUCUACCUUCUGAAAGUGAGAAACCUACCAAAGUAUUGACAGUUGAAAAAGAAUUCGCUAGUGGUUUCAGUCAUAAGGCAGGUUCCAAGAAAUAUAUCGAUGAAGCCGACUUGGAUUCGGAUAAAGUUUUGUUGGAACUGAAAGAUACGAGGGAAAGUACUUCAACUUCUACUGAUUCUCAAGAUAACACUAAGGAUGAUAAAGCUGAAUCUAUGAAGGAUCCUAUAGAAGGAUGGGGAACUCCUUUAGGUCUACCUUCACCAAAGCGACCACGAAAGUUUAAUCUACGGAGUCCAUGUCAACCAAGCAGUAGUUCUUGUGAUUUAUCCCCCGAUAGUCUCAACUUUGAUGUUAUUAGUGACUGGGGGGAGCCACUAAGGUUGCCCUCUCCAGCACCAGUGCCGAAUGAAGUUUCAAAUAAAGGAUCUCCUGGAACACCGAAAAAGGAACGAAAGCAGACAAAAAAGGUCAUUUCAGAAAAUAUAAAGAAUAAAAAACGUUCAGAAAGUCCGGGUAAAAAUGAAAAGAAGUUGAAGGACUCCAAGAAUAAAAUUCAGCCAGUUUAUAUGGAUUUGACCUAUGUUCCUCAUCAUGGAAAUUCCUACUACACGUCUUUAGACUUCUUCAAAAGAAUUAGGGCUAGGUACUACGUCUUCAGUGGCACGGAACCUAGUCGUGAAGUCUAUGAUGCUUUACUUGAGGCAAAGAAAACCUGGGAGGAUAAAGAUUUAGAGGUGACAAUGAUUCCAACCUACGACACAGACACUUUGGGAUAUUGGGUGGCAGAUAACGAAGAGGCGUUAGCAGCUCACCACAUAGACCUUUCCCCAUCGGCGUCCAGGUGCACGAUUAAUCUACAAGAUCACGAGACAAGCUGCAGUGCUUACAGACUUGAAUUCUAGGGAAUAGCAGCCUGCCCAGCCUUCAUAGUCGAGUUCUGAGCCGCGUCCAGAAUAACUUCCGAUUUAAAAUCUGGACCAUUCAUUCCAAAGAGAUUGACCAUAGAUCAAUCCUUUUUCCCGUCCCGUGGCUCCCAAAGGUUGUACUCGCUGCUGAAAAUGCGGACAGGCAAUCCAUUUUCAAAUCACAGCUUAUUAUUUCUAAAAGUGAGGCAGACACUGACUUCCUCUUGGAUAAACUCUUUUUGUUGCGAGAGGAGAGGAUGGGAUUAAAAGAAAAUUAUUUUCGCAAAACUCUUCUAUUAAGUUUUACCCAAUUAUGUAAAAAGAAAGACAUGCAUUGAUCUAACGGUGUGCGGAGUAUCUAGUUUUGAAUUAUGGCGAUAGGUAUUUCUAACUUAACUGAAUUAACAGUGGUACCUGCCGAUGCCUAUAUUAAAAAGAAAAAAUAAUACUGAUAAAUACUACAUAAUUGAUACUAAUGAGCAGAUAUGCAAACAUAGAACAUAAACUUCAAUUCACUCGCACACAAACAAGACAUAUUCUCAUGCACAUUUUUAAAGGACUGCUAUGGUGAUUGCAUAACCGAAAUACAGAGAACAUGAACAAUCGAAUAUUGAACAUGAUGACUGAAGCUAUAGGGAGAAAUGCACCGAAGUGACCUCGAGUUGACCUGUAGUUAAGACUUUCCGUUUUAUGGGACUGAUUCAGCGCAUAAUGUACUAGUUAACCUAAUAAAUUUAUUUAGGAUUUUCAAAUUCUCCGACGCGAAACAAUCGUUAUCGAUCGCCUUCAUGAACGAGAUGUGCUUUUCACGCGGAUUUCUCUCCUCUCAUUCUCUCCUCGAUCAACAAGGUAGAGUGGAAUGUUCAUUCGGGAAAAUAUUCUUGAAUCUAAUACUUGAUUGAGACAACCGAGAUUCAAUCUUAUAAUAAGAAUUCAAAUAAGAGAUUUCUCUAUUUGUAAAUGGCUGCUUGUAAAUCAAGUGUUGAUUUGGUUCAAGUGGAAGUUCAUAUUAAAAUGUUUUCUGCCUUUUUUGUACAUCUUAAAGGAAAGAAAGAUGCAAACGAUCAAUACUGUAGCCGAGUACAAGCCACUUCCUGAAAUGGAAAGACUUUCCGAAAGUAGACAUAUAGACUAUCAAUAAAUCCGUGGAAACCAUUUCCAAUUUAUGUGAAGUUCGAACAACGUUCCGUUCAGUAGCACAAGUCGCAUAACAUCCAUCCAAAGGACACACCGCGAUCUAAUGAUAACGAUAAUUCUAAUAUAACGAUAAUUUCGAUUGCUGGAUGACUGACAGAAUCAAGAAUAUUGGUUUAAAAUUGUCAGUGAUACAGCAAAAUCGAAAGAUCUACUUCUAGAAAACUUAAAAUUACUUACAUAAUAAUAGAUUAUAGAAGAGUAUGAGGAGGUAAAUGACUAGGAAAAUCCAAAAAAAAGUGAUUGAACUUUUGUACUUAUUCCUCUGUCAACGAUAAGAUUUACAGUGAUAAUGAUGAGGAUUGGGUGGCGGCUACGAUAAUGAAGGUGAUAACGCAUUAUGAUGACGCACUGAUGAUGAUAAUGAUGAUGACGAUGAUGAACAUCGUAACGAAUAUCCCUUAGCGGUAGGAAAAAAAAUUUGAGUCAAUGAUUGAAAAUACAAUGAGAGAGAAAUUUGCAAUUUCAAUUUGUAUUAUUUACAUAACUCUCAAUAAGCUGAAUUUAUUCAUUGUUCGCCUCGUUAUAUAUUAUAUAAAUAAUCUAACUAUUAAAAUAUUCUUUUGAGCGAUUCUCAGUUUAAAAUUAUUUUAAUCUUGAAUUGAAGCUUCUUUCUAACCUGGGAGAGCGUAAGUAAAAUACAAAUUUUACAUACAGUUGAAAUUCGAAGAUUUUAAUACUAUUGAAAUUUAAAAAAUUAUUGAAGAUUCGAGAAAGAGCAGAAAAAUGGUAUACGUGGAUUUAAAGUUAUAUGGAAAUUUGAAUGUCUGUAGACAGAGUUUAACGACUAAGAUUUUUACCUAGAUCAAUAGAAUGCGUUAUGAAAGAUAAGGAUUCAGAAUUCACUGAUAGAUUCAUUGUGGUGAUAAUUUUUCAUGGAGAUCAGGGUCACAGAAGUUUGAACUCGGUGGGGUUAAAAAGUAGCAGUUAGAUUUUUCUACUGACCGCCUCUUUUUUUCUGGUGGCUCUAGGAAGUAGAUUAAAUUUUAUAUUUCAUGUAAUUUGUAAACUGAUACAUUAUAUACUCGUUUUCUUAUAGUUUUUAUUUAUUUUUUUCAAUUUAUUAAAAAUUGUCAUAUACUUGUAGAUAUAUUCUAUUCCUUCAUUCACGUAGAUGAAAUAUAUUUUGUAAUUGAGUGAUAAACAGCUAAGUAACAUUUUAUUAACCUGUGUUGGAAGGAAGUCUAAAGAAUGAAUGACCACAAGGUGACUACCAACAUUUUCAAAAAGAAGUCUUCAAGUGUAUAGUUAAUUUGAAAUUCUAGUUUUAUUUUAAAUCCUGAUUGCCUUUUAUGGUAUAGACAUUAUUUAAAAGAUCGAUUUGUCACCUUGUAAGUGUGUUUAGAGAUGAGAAAGUAAUAAUCGACAGACAUCGAGUUAUAUUUACUAUAAAGCUAUUAUGAAUUAUUGCUAUAUUACUAAGUUUUAAAGUGAUUAUUGUCUCAGACGUCAUCAUCAUUGUCGUCAUUUUCUUUCAUUUCGCGGGCUAAAGCUUUUUAUAACAUACAUACCUACAUACGUGCGAGGUCAAAAAUAGAUGGUACAUACCUAAAAAUUGAGCGGAAGGAAAAAGAGAUAAAGUAUGCACUUAUGUAUUAUUUAUUGAUGAGUAAUAAUGACCAGCUAUCUAGGUAGGAUGUUAAAAUUAUCAAAUAAAACUAUAACUUACACAGUGUCGAUUGAAGAAAUCAGAACUAUUAUACACUGAUAAAUUAAAAGCGAAACAUUAAAUUAGCUUGCGAGCUUUCAGAGAAAUCAAUAAUUUAGGAAUGAAGCUAUGACAUGAUGAACGGCAAAAAAAGGUAACCGUUAAAGAUAUACUCGACAAAUGCAGGGAAAAAAUUAUAACUGUGGUUCGCCUGUAAGGAAUGGGAACGACGAAAUUGUAUUUCAAUCAAUUUAUUGGCAUAUAAUUGCGUAUCCGGUGUUGCGGAAGAUACAUCGCCGGUGUUGGGAGAGCAAAGUGAAAAAUUUCUCAUAAAAGAGGGAAAAUUUUCUCUUUUAAAAACGGAAAAAUAAUACAAAUUAAAAAAAUAUUGAACUGACUUUAAUAUUCCACCCAAUGUUUAUUAUAAUUGUAUGUUUAAAAUAACAAAUUCUCUGGCCUAAGACGAGACAUCCAACUAAAAUUUUUUGCGUCCAAGAUUUUAUCUUUCCGCAUGUUAUGUUUCUGAACAGAGGAUUUCUGAUGCUAAAGCAAAAUAAGCGCCCGGUCUGUCAGCUUCAUUUUUUUUCUCGCGUGAUAUAGUAUGAUCAAUUGCAGACACAGCUUAAUCGUUGAUCGAUAUGUUCUCAUAUCAGAAAUCCUUUGUUUAGAACUGUGAGAUUUUCGGAUACGCGAUACUCUAGUCAGUAAUUAUGCAAAAUAUUUCCUACGAUGCAAAAGAAGCUCUAGUCAUCCAUUCUGUUCUCAUUCCUGAAAGUGCACCGACUCAUCGCGUUUUCGAGUAUCGAAUUAUAAAAAUUUACUGUGGAGUGUUUAUGGUGCUAUGAUUAUUGUAAUAGAAAUAACAAUGUUAUGCUAUAUAAUAAAAGGAAUAAUAUAAUAAAUAUAAACCAUACCUUA
Molecule: messenger RNA, 21972 nt
Organism: Belonocnema kinseyi
Lineage: Eukaryota; Metazoa; Arthropoda; Insecta; Hymenoptera; Cynipidae
Product: microtubule-associated protein futsch
Exons: 10
Coding region: 336-18209 (5957 amino acids)
Biological process (GO): axonogenesis; regulation of microtubule depolymerization; microtubule cytoskeleton organization
Cellular component (GO): synapse; dendrite; microtubule associated complex
Molecular function (GO): actin binding; microtubule binding
Source: RefSeq, a predicted model, not a curated record